ACUAUUUGCACCGGAUUUGCUAGUUUCCUACCCCUCUAUCAAUAAGCUGACAAAACGAAAGUAAACAACAGAUCUAAAAAUUACGUGCAAACUCGUGCUCCGCUUGUUUCAACGAGACAUAUUCAACCGAGAAACGCAAAAUAAAUUCCGCGAUGGACGUACUUUCCCGGCCGGCGGAUGAAUUCGUAAACGAUGGCAUGGUGGAAGAGCUGUGGGCGAUGAAAGCGGUCGAACACGCCGAGGUUCACUUCAAUCUGUUGUGCAGCGUAGAUCCGAGGCAGCUGCACCUCACGCCGUACGACAACGAAAUCUACGAGGAGUUCCGGAAGCAGUUCCCCGAUAUGAAUGUGGCCGUGGUAGACGAAAACGAACUGAAGAGCGUCGAUGGCAAAGCCAAAUGGCGUUCGUAUAUGGAAAAGUUUAACCGACUGGAGGACUACAGCUACGGAACGUUGUUGCGGGCCAGUGCCAGCGAGGAGUUCCAUCCGGAGAAUGCCAUCCUGGUGGUGAGGAUCCAGUUUUGGGCGAUCGAGAUUGCGAGGAACCGAGAGGGACACAACGACUGCAUUAGGAAAAAGUUUAAGAAUCGCAGUAGCAAAAAGGAGGAAUAAAAGUCGAUUGGUUUUGCGAGUUUGGUAUUGA
Aedes aegypti (yellow fever mosquito) is the source of this 642-nucleotide messenger RNA. RefSeq names its product protein PBDC1. The coding region runs from base 153 to 611 and encodes 152 amino acids. The record is from RefSeq and is a predicted model, not a curated record. Lineage: Eukaryota; Metazoa; Arthropoda; Insecta; Diptera; Culicidae. The transcript has 2 exons. Gene Ontology annotation, cellular component: cytoplasm.